AUGAGCCUUCUGGUCGCCAUGCUGCACCUGCUGCUUUCCGUCUACAUCUUCACCUUCCUGAUCGGCGUCCCCACCAACAUUCUGGCCUUCUGCACCUUCUGCCACAAGGUGCGUCAGAAGGCGACCCCGAUAGACGUCCUCCUGCUGAACCUCACCAUCUCGGACCUGGUCUUCUUGGCGUUCCUGCCCUUCAAGAUGAAGGAGGCGUCCGACAGCUUUGCCUGGGUGCUGCCCUUCGCGCUUUGCCCGUUCACCGGGUUUCUGUUCUACGUCACCAUCUACAACAGCACGCUGCUGCUCACCGCCGUCAGCGUGGAGCGGUACCUGGGCGUCGCCUACCCGCUCAGGUACUCGCUGUGGCGCCGGCCUCGCUACGCCGCAGUGGCCAGCGUCAUGUUCUGGGUGGUGACCUGCUUGAACCUCAGCAUCGUCUACAUCAUGCCCUACUCCCAGUGGAGGAAGGGCUCCGACGGCGGCCACAGCAACAGCAGCGCGCCGGCGCCGCCUCCAACCACCUGCUACCUGAACUUCACCGAGGACGAGCUCGACAUCCUGCUGCCGUUCCGCCUGGAGCUCUUCCUCGUCCUCUUCUGCAUCCCCUUCUUCAUCAGCUGCUUCUGCUACGUCAACUUAAUCCUCAUCCUGUCCCGACUGCCGAACAUCAGCCGGCGGCGGCGGCUUCGGUGCAUCGGCCUGGCGCUCAGCACGCUGAUCGUGUUCGCUGUCUGUUUUGGGCCUUACAAUGCCUCCCAUGUGGUGGGGUUCGUCCGGAAGGAGAGCCAGGAGUGGAGGAACGUGGCGCUGCUCUUCAGCACCCUCAACGCCUGUCUGGACCCGUUCAUCUUCUACUUUUCCUCGGUGGCCGUCAGGAGCAUGUUGAAGAACUUCUUUGGGAACGUCGCACCAAAGCUGCGUAUCCUGGGACGUGGAAGAGGUUCUCACAGUCUCCAACACAAACCCUCCAAGGCGGAAAAAUACAAGGAAGCAGCACCUCCAUGA
Stegastes partitus (bicolor damselfish) is the source of this 999-nucleotide messenger RNA. RefSeq names its product free fatty acid receptor 3-like. The record is from RefSeq and is a predicted model, not a curated record. Bases 1 to 999 code for a protein of 332 amino acids. The transcript is spliced from 2 exons. Gene Ontology annotation, cellular component: plasma membrane. Gene Ontology annotation, molecular function: G protein-coupled receptor activity. Gene Ontology annotation, biological process: cellular response to fatty acid; G protein-coupled receptor signaling pathway. NCBI's taxonomy places the organism in Eukaryota, Metazoa, Chordata, Actinopteri, Pomacentridae.